Messenger RNA from Rana temporaria (common frog), 1926 nucleotides. Its product is annotated as palmitoleoyl-protein carboxylesterase notum2-like. The transcript is spliced from 13 exons. The coding region runs from base 176 to 1645 and encodes 489 amino acids. Gene Ontology annotation, molecular function: hydrolase activity. The record is from RefSeq and is a predicted model, not a curated record. Lineage: Eukaryota; Metazoa; Chordata; Amphibia; Anura; Ranidae.
UACCACAUCUACAGAGGAAGUGUUUUCUUUCGGAGUUAGACUACUGUCUGACAGGUCUGUCCUCAGAGCUCUCACACUCAACUGUGGUGGCUUAUCCACAAACAGAGGGGUGAUUGCCAAUAUAUGUUGAACUCCUUGAGGAAAGAGAUUGAUAUAAGGUCAAGUACAAACAGCUAUGAAGCUCACAGAUUCCUUUGUGAUUUUACUAUUCCUAUUCCUAUAUCAAGUCAAGUCUCAGAGGACACGGACCAAUAAAAUGAUAAAGACUAUAUCUCAAGAUAAAGGAAUUUCUCACCAAGGCAUUGAGGAUUUCCCCUUGCCCAUUCAAGCAAUAACUUCAUCUAACAUUUCUAUACUGGAACAUCCAAUGCUUUCAACAAGAGGCCCUAUGCUGUCAUCUCCACGUGAGCACAAAUCCCCUGAGGAUAUGAAGCUCCAUCUUCUGAAGAAUACACAUGUGACUUGUAAUGAUGGCACAACAGCAGGGUACUACAUACGAGAAGCCAAAGCAAACAAGCGUUGGAUUAUAUUUUUGGAAGGGGGAUGGUGUUGUUACAGUAGAGAGACUUGUGAUAUCAGAUAUAAAAGUGCCAAACGGUUAAUGAGUUCCUCAAACUGGCCAAAGACCAGAAAAGGCACAGGAAUUCUCUCGUCCAGGCAAGAUGAGAAUCCUCACUGGUGGAAUCUAAAUGCUGUUUUUGUGCCCUACUGCUCAAGUGAUGUCUGGAGCGGAAACAUAUCCAAAGCUAAUAAUGACUAUUCAUUCAUGGGAUCAUUAAUAAUUCAGGAGGUAAUUCGAGAUUUAGUACCAAGAGGCAUAAAACAGGCCAAAACUGUCAUUCUGGCAGGUUCCAGUGCUGGAGGUACUGGAGUCCUUAUCAAUAUUGACCGAGUGUCAGCACUUGUAGAAGAGCUAACAGCAGACACUGUGCAAGUACGAGGCCUUGUCGAUUCUGGGUGGUUUUUGGACAAGAAACAAGCAAAAUCUGAGUGUACAGAUGGCUCCUCAUGCGCAUUAACUGAUGCUAUCAAGAGAGGUUUGAAGCUUUGGAAUGGAGUACUUCCAGAUAAAUGCAGACAACAGUUUAAGAGAGGGGAUGAGUGGCAGUGCUUCUACGGCCCCAAGUCCUUUAUAUCGAUGAAAUCCCCUAUCUUUGUGGUUCAGUGGCUUUAUGAUGUGGAACAGCUAAGAAUAGAAAACAUCCAACCUGAUUUCCAAUUCAUGACAGCAAAUCAGUGGAAUAACAUACAGAUCAUUGGACGAGAGCUGAAGAAGUCGCUGCGUGAAGUCCCGGCAGUUUUUGCUCCAGCCUGCUUCUCCCACACACUCAUUACAGAAAGCAACUGGCUGGAUUUUCAAGUAAAAGGAGUGAACUUGGCUCGAGCUUUGCAAUGUUGGGAGAAAAGCCUACAGGAGCGAAGAGGUCACAAGACUGUCAUCCGUGGAUGUCCCUUCCAUUUAAUAGACAAUUGCCAUUGGCCUCAUUGCAACCCCACAUGUCCAGCCCUUCAUGAUCCUGUGACUGGCCAAGAAGUGACCUUAUUGCAAAUGUUCCUCAGGCUGAACCUUGAAAACCAGAAGAGAGGUCAGGAGCCCAGAGGAGAUCUAAGCCAGUUGAUGGCCAUGUUAAGAAAUGGCGGUUAAUCAGAACUUUAUUACAUUUUAUCAUACAUUAUUUAUGAUAGUUCCUAUAUCAAUGAAACUGAACUUUUUUUAAGCUUCAGUUGGCUGAAGGAUGCUUGAAGAUGGAGUGUUUAAACUACCCAAUAAGCUCUAUUUUUUAUGUGGUUUACAGGUUAUACCAAACAUGUACAAGUUUCUGCAAAAAGUUAGAUAUAUGCAAAAACCAACAAUAUUUAACUUGAUUUUAACUUAAACUUUCUUAUAAAAGUUAAAGGGUAAUAAAUCCAAACACAAAGAUGUAA